Parastagonospora nodorum SN15 is the source of this 1041-nucleotide messenger RNA. RefSeq lists its product as hypothetical. The transcript has a single exon. NCBI's taxonomy places the organism in Eukaryota, Fungi, Ascomycota, Dothideomycetes, Pleosporales, Phaeosphaeriaceae. Bases 1 to 1041 code for a protein of 346 amino acids. The record is from RefSeq and is a predicted model, not a curated record.
AUGUCUUCACAUGGAGCGGAUCGGCUGGACAAGGGGUUUCCUAUCAAAGCCAAGUUUCCAAACGGGCACAUUAUGGCGAUGGAUGUUGGCUACGUCGGCCAAGUCUACCUUCACUUUGCACCAGACGGCACGGUAAUCAAAGCUGAGGCCGAUCUUAUCGACGCGGCGUUCAAGCACAUUAUCAUCGACGACCCGGAAAUCCUGCGCAUUUUUAGCAAAAAUGGCGACACUAUCGACAUGAACAUUCUACACCCAGCGGCGGUGUUCGCAAUUGAGUCCCUGAACAUUGUCAACUCUGAAGAAGAGUAUUUCCUAGACGCAACCUGGGACAAUGGACGACUGAUAAACGUUACUCAAUCUAGUCGCAGGAUAGCUUAUAGGAUAAACACGACCUUGGACGGGCCACAGGAAGCAGAGGAAGGCGCUGUGCACAAGCGAAUCCGCGAGUCUAUCGAGACCCAGCUGACUGAGAAGGCCGCAAGAGGAAGACCUGGGAGGAAACGAGCGACCGAGGCCCGACCAAGCGAUAAGAUUGCCGUGCCAGCACUACCAGCCAAGCGACAAAGGGCUACCAAAUCAGUAGUUGAGCUCCCGACUGAGUCAACGCCAACACGGGAUGUCAGCGAGGAAGCCGAUGAAACACAACAGGACUAUCAGCCGGAAAAGUUCACCCCACGGAGGCGUGCUCCAAGACAACAUACCCCACGAAAACGCGCCCCGAAGCUCUCCAAGACUCCGGAGCUAAACGAGAAUGACGCACCGAAGUUGACCAAGACACAAAUCGCAAUGCAAGCAUUAUACCGCGUUCUCGAUGUACUUCCCGACGACCAUCGCGAGACAUACAGACACUUCGCCACCGUCGUCCGCAAGGAAGUUGCCAAGGACGAAGAAAGGACGCUCGAGUUCCACCGGCAGCUCCGCCAAUUCGUUGAUCAGCAUGGCAUCCUCGAACAGCACAAUGAAUACGUCAAACUGCUCAAAGCCAGUGGACCCAACAAAGCUUUCCAAAUGCCGUUUUUCGAAGACGAGGGCGCUUCUUAG